UACAGUCAUACCAAUCAGCAGCCCCAUUCUCAGAACUCGCCAUUGCUAAUGCCGAUUCAUCCUCAUUUUCCAGGCUUUUAGCUUUACAGCAGUGAUGCAUUCAUCGCUUUCGUUGCACACUACUCCGACUACGGUUAGAGUUUCAACUUUUUGCAAUUUACGAAUUUGCUAUCUUUUCUCUUUAAAGUCAUCGUUUCUCACUCUUCUUCCGCUAGCGCAAGGCUGCUCCAAUAUUUCCAUCAAAUUUAAACAAAUUCAUAAACCCAAUUCUAUUUCUUCACCCGGGCCUUCAAUAAAAGCGUCAAUGGCUUCUUCAGCCACCAAACCCUUCUCUGUUUUGUUUGUGUGCUUGGGUAACAUCUGCAGAAGUCCAGCGGCAGAGGGUGUGUUCAGGGAUAUUGUCAAAAAGAGAGGCCUUGAUUCUAACUUCAACAUUGACUCUGCUGGCACUACUGGUUACCAUGAGGGUGAUUUGGCUGACUCAAGAAUGAGAGCGGCUGCAAAACGGCGUGGGAUUGAGAUAACAUCAAUUUCAAGACCAAUCAAGCCGUCUGAUUUCAAAGAUUUUGAUCUUAUUCUUGCAAUGGACCAGCAAAACAGAGAGAAUAUAUUGAGUGCUUUUAAUAGGUGGAAAUUUAAGGAACCACUUCCAGAAGAUGCACACAAAAAGGUUAGGUUGAUGUGCUCUUAUUGUAAGAAACAUGAUGAAACAGAAGUGCCUGAUCCCUACUAUGGCGGACCCCAGGGUUUUGAGAAGGUUUUAGAUUUGCUUGAGGAUGGUUGCGAGUCAUUGUUGGACAGCAUUGUGGCAGAGAACAAUCUCGCGUAAAAUUCUGAAUUCCAGUUUGAAAGUUGGUAUUGGGGUUGAUCUGAAUGGAUUAUUCUUGGUGUACGGUGUUAUAGUGGUUAUCUGAAUAAGUUAGAGUCAACCUUGGCCAUCAUCAUGUAAAGUCUAAACCACCAGUUGGCCCCAUUGUAUUGCUUAUAUUAUUGUUGUAGAUAUGGCAUCAGGGCAUAAUGUUGCACGUAACAAUAUGAAUUGAAUAACUGCAAUAGUGAGAUCAUCACAGUGGUGAGCUUAUGGCAA
Mangifera indica (mango) is the source of this 1087-nucleotide messenger RNA. Its product is annotated as putative low molecular weight protein-tyrosine-phosphatase slr0328. Gene Ontology annotation, biological process: protein dephosphorylation. Bases 95 to 829 code for a protein of 244 amino acids. NCBI's taxonomy places the organism in Eukaryota, Viridiplantae, Streptophyta, Magnoliopsida, Sapindales, Anacardiaceae. The transcript is spliced from 5 exons. The record is from RefSeq and is a predicted model, not a curated record. Gene Ontology annotation, molecular function: protein tyrosine phosphatase activity.